This is a messenger RNA of Austrofundulus limnaeus, 1246 nucleotides long. It is a transcript of the gene pex12, whose product is annotated as peroxisomal biogenesis factor 12. Gene Ontology annotation, biological process: protein import into peroxisome matrix; protein monoubiquitination. Gene Ontology annotation, cellular component: peroxisomal membrane; peroxisomal importomer complex. Gene Ontology annotation, molecular function: protein binding; zinc ion binding; ubiquitin-protein transferase activity. Lineage: Eukaryota; Metazoa; Chordata; Actinopteri; Cyprinodontiformes; Rivulidae. The record is from RefSeq and is a predicted model, not a curated record.
GAGCCAUGGCAGAGGCCGGAGCCCAUCUCACCUCCACAGCUGUCAAUGAGCAGCCRUCGGUGUUUGAAGUUCUGGCUCAGGAGUCUCUGAUGGAGGCGGUCCGACCGGCGCUCAGACACACCAUCAAGGUUCUGGCUGAUUCCAAUCCCUCUCGCUACGGUUACCUGUGGAGACACUUUGACGAGCUCUACCUGCUACUGGACCUCCUCCUCCAGAACCACUUCCUGUGCCACCACAACGCCUCGUUCUCUGAGAACUUCUACGGCCUGAAAAGAGUUUCAGGUGUACUGGGACUUCCUGUCCAYCUGCGUCUGCACAGGAAGUCCCACUGGCGCUCUCUUCUCCUCCUCUGCCUGGUUCCGUACCUGCGGGCCAAGCUGGAGGCGACUUUGGCGCGACAGAGGGAGGAGGAGGACUUCUCCAUCAGGCUGAGGCAGACCUGGAGGCAGAGGGUGUACCGGGCGGCCGUGGCGGCGUACCCGUACGUCGGCACGGCCUGGCAGGUCUGGAUCUUCUGCCAGCUGCUGCUGUUUGUGUUCGGGGUCUCUGGGACUCACAGCCCCCUGCUGUGGCUGGCCAACGUCAGGCUGGYUCGGCUCAACGCUCAGGACAUCAGAGACAUGGCACAGAAAACCAGAACCACGAUGAACCCGGCUGACAUGAGUCUGCCACAGAGAGCCUGGCGGCUGCUGUCACAGGCGGCGGGGGGCGUGGCCGUGUCCCUGUCCACCUCACUGUCUCUGGGCGUCUUCUUCCUGCAGUUUCUGGAGUGGUGGUACUCCUCAGAAAACGAGAGCGCGGUGAAGACCCUCACCUCCAUGCCGGCGCCCCCACCCCCGCUCCACCUGCAGGAGGACGCUCAGCUGGGYGCCGACUGCAGGAGCUGCCCUCUGUGUCGGAGGCUGCGUACGAACGCCACGGCGUUGUCCACGUCCGGCUUYGUCUUCUGUUACCGCUGCAUCUACACGUACGUGAAGGCGAACCGCCGCUGCCCRCUCACUGGGUUUCCCUCCGAACUGCAACAUCUCAUCAAGAUCUAUUCUCCAGAGAGUUCCAGUUCCUGAACCCACAAUUACCUGCAGCCUGUUGGGCUUCUGCACAGAACCACAGCCCUGUACAGGAGCUGCAGGUGCACAGCUUGAUUUUUUUAUAUGUUGUAUAAUUUAGAGAAAUUAUGAUCUGAUGUUACUUUUUUCACCUUGUGUCAUUAAAUACGUCAAAAUACUGUUCAUAUGAUAAAUGGACU